AUGAAAGGUCGGCAUCAGUUUCGCCGUCGUUUCAGUCUACAGCCGUCGUCGUUAAAGGAGGGCCAGGAGGAUGGACCGACGAAACACAGACUGUCGGAGUCGGACAGCGGCGGCGGUAAACAGGCCGAGAGCAACAUAAGGCACAAGAUCGUGGUGAUGGGCGCCGCGAAGGUCGGCAAGUCGGCGAUAAUCAAUCAGUUUCUCUACAACACAUUCACACCGAAGUACAAGCGAACGGUGGAGGAGAUGCAUCACGGGGAUUUUAACGUUUCCGGGGUCCAUCUGACGCUCGACAUCUUGGACACGUCCGGCUCGUACGAGUUCCCGGCCAUGAGAGACCUCUCCAUCAAAUCCGCGGACGCUUUUAUCCUGGUGUACGACGUUAACGACGCGAACACGUUUCUCGAGGUCGAGACCCUCAAGGCGCAGAUCUACAGUAUGAAGGGCGCGGUCCCGAUCGUCGUUGUCGGGAACAAAGUCGAUCUGGUCGACUCGAAACAAGAGGUACGACCGCGAUUUUCUACCACGAGAGAAUUGGUCACGAUAAAAUGGGAGAACGGUUUUGUGGAGGUCUCGGCAAAGGAAAACGUGAACAUCUCGCAGGUGUUCAAGGAACUUCUAAUACAGGCGAAGCUGAAAUACAAUUUAAGCCCGGCGCUGCGACGACGUCGUCGGCAGUCAUUGCCACCGCCGCAGCAUUUGAAUUCUCGUAGCAGCAGCGCUCACGUGCCAUCCCCGGCCCAGCUCCAGCAUUUACAACAGAUCCGCGAGCGAUCCGAGUCCAAGAGGAAUUCCUGCAUUCUCUCGUAA
Dufourea novaeangliae is the source of this 810-nucleotide messenger RNA. Its product is annotated as ras-related protein Rap-2a. Lineage: Eukaryota; Metazoa; Arthropoda; Insecta; Hymenoptera; Halictidae. The transcript has 3 exons. Bases 1 to 810 code for a protein of 269 amino acids. Gene Ontology annotation, molecular function: GTP binding; GTPase activity. The record is from RefSeq and is a predicted model, not a curated record.